AUGAGACAAAAGAGGGCUAAAAGUUACAAAAAGCAGAUGAACGUAUAUCUACAUACGUUCAAGUUCAGGGAACCAUUCCAGAUCAUUGUGGACGAUGAGCUCGUUCUCACAUGCAACAAGGCAUCUUUCAAUCUAACUAAAGGACUUGAAAGGACUAUCCAAGGAGAAGCGAAACCUAUGAUUACACAAUGCUGUAUGCAAUCGUUGUAUUCAACGAAAGAUGAAUCGGCCAUUGCAUUGGCAAAAUCGUUUGAAAGGCGUCGGUGUAAUCAUUUUGGCAACCCAAAGCCUUCCAAGGAAUGCAUUGAAUCGAUUGUGAACAUUGAUGGCGAGAACAAGCACAGAUAUGUUGUAGCGACACAAGAUGUUGAAUUGAGAAGGAAACUUCGAGGGGUUCCAGGCGUACCUCUCGUUUUCAUGAACAGGUCAGUCAUGGUGAUGGAACCUGCGUCAAAUGCUACGAUGCGAGCUGCAGCUCUUAGUGAAAAUGCAAAGCUAACUGGCGGCCUCAAUGACACAAAAAUCGGAUACGUAAAGAAAGAUGAAGAGGGGAAGGAUGAGUCUGAACAGCCACAGAAAAAGAAAAGAAAGGGACCCAAAGAGCCCAACCCACUAAGUGUAAAAAAGAAGAAAACCGGACCCAAUGACAAUAAGGGGCCAGAGAAACCAAAGAAAAAGAGAGCCAGGCGCCAUAAGAAAAGCAGUGAAAAAAAUGCUGAUGAAAACGGCAACGACGACAAAGACAUUAAAGAUGACUCUCAAUGA
Molecule: messenger RNA, 765 nt
Organism: Candidozyma auris
Lineage: Eukaryota; Fungi; Ascomycota; Pichiomycetes; Serinales; Metschnikowiaceae
Product: rRNA-binding ribosome biosynthesis protein UTP23
Exons: 1
Coding region: 1-765 (254 amino acids)
Cellular component (GO): nucleolus; small-subunit processome
Molecular function (GO): small ribosomal subunit rRNA binding
Source: RefSeq, a predicted model, not a curated record